AUUUAUACUAUUAGCAGCAAUUAUUAAUAUUAAUAUGGUACUGUUAGUUUAAUUAACUAUUAAAUUUAUAAUUAAGUUUAGGAUUAUAACUAAUUUAUAUAAAUAAUGUAUUCUAUAACAUUAAUUGUAUUAUCAACAUUUAUUUUAGUAAAUGCAAAAAAUCCGUGUGUGCACAGAGAUUAUGGAAAGGGAGGAACGGUAUGUGUUUGUAAUGCAACAUAUUGUGACACAUUUGACAAAAUCGAGAAAACUUCGUCCGGAAUUAUAACACGAUUUGAAAGCAAUAAAAACGGUCUCAGAUUUGAUAAAUCGUUAUUAAAAUUCAAAAAACAAUUAAAUAGUUUUACGCAAAAUAAUGGAAAGACAAUUCAAAUCAAUAGAAAUAAGACAUUACAGGAAAUUAUUGGUUUCGGCGGCGCUUUUACAGAUGCGGCCGCUAUUAAUAUAUUCAGUUUGAAACCACAAUUAUCUCAGAGGAUAAUCAAUGAUUACUAUUCAUCAGAUGGCUUAUCAUAUACUAUGGGACGGAUACCUAUCGGUGGCAGUGAUUUCUCAACACAUAAAUACACUUACGAUGACUUAGACAAACGGGAAGACUUGGAACUUAAGAAAUUCAAUCUAACAAAUGAAGACUUGAAAUAUAAGAUACCAUUAGUAAAGUUAGCUCUAAAUGUAAGCUCAACUAUAAAACUAUUUGGUAGUCCAUGGAGUGCACCGGCAUGGAUGAAGACUAACAAUGAUAUUGCUGGGAAAGGUAGUCUUAAAGGAGAUGCCGGUGGACCUUAUUAUAGAUCAUGGGCUCAGUAUAUUGUUAAAUUCUUAAACUCAUACAAAUCAAAUGGGAUUGAGUUUUGGGGUUUAACCGUUCAAAAUGAACCAAUCGAUGGACAAAUACCCGGCUUUCCAUUCAAUGCAAUGGGAUAUACAGCCGAACAGGAAAGAGAUUUUAUAGCUAAAGAUUUGGGUCCGACAUUGAAAGCCGCCAAUUAUGGUAUCAAUAGAUUGAAACUAAUGAUUAUCGAUGACAAUAGAAGUUCAGUAAACAAAUGGGCAAAUGUUAUACUUAACGAUAGUUCUAGCGCUCAGUUUGUAUCGGGAAUUGCAUUUCACUGGUAUAUGAACGCCGCGAGUCCGCCCACAGAGUUAGACAAAACAUAUCAACAAUUUCCUAAUUAUUUCAUAUUAGCUACAGAAGCGUGUGAGGGAUGGUCUCCUUUUGAAACAGUUAAGGUCUCACUGGGAGACUGGGGUCGGGCAGAGACCUAUGCUUACGAUAUCAUUACUGACUUACAACACUAUACGAGUGGUUGGAUUGACUGGAACUUAGCGCUCGACACAACUGGUGGUCCAAAUUGGGCCAAAAAUUUUGUCGAUUCACCCGUUAUUGUCAACUCAACAGCUAAUGAAUACUACAGACAACCAAUGUUUUACAGUUUGGCUCAUUUCACCAAAUUCUUGGAACCGCUUUCAAGAAGAAUACAGACCACAGACACCGGUACAGACCAGUUGCAGACCAUAGCCUUUGUAACACCCAAUCAGUCAGUUGUGGUCAUCGUUUUGAAUCGUCUCAACGAUACCAUUCCGCUUACAUUAGUUGAUCCCGAAUUGGGAUCAGUUGAGACCAAUGUUCCGCCACAUUCUCUGCAAACUUAUGUUUGGUAUAAAUGAUAAAUUUUUUGACAAUAAAAACAUAUAUAUAAUGAUAAUAUUAA
This is a messenger RNA of Oppia nitens, 1712 nucleotides long. RefSeq names its product lysosomal acid glucosylceramidase-like. The coding region runs from base 106 to 1668 and encodes 520 amino acids. Gene Ontology annotation, biological process: glucosylceramide catabolic process. NCBI's taxonomy places the organism in Eukaryota, Metazoa, Arthropoda, Arachnida, Sarcoptiformes, Oppiidae. The record is from RefSeq and is a predicted model, not a curated record. Gene Ontology annotation, molecular function: glucosylceramidase activity. The transcript has 5 exons.